Messenger RNA from Anopheles moucheti, 871 nucleotides. Its product is annotated as alpha-ketoglutarate-dependent dioxygenase alkB homolog 6. The record is from RefSeq and is a predicted model, not a curated record. The transcript has 2 exons. Bases 109 to 789 code for a protein of 226 amino acids. NCBI's taxonomy places the organism in Eukaryota, Metazoa, Arthropoda, Insecta, Diptera, Culicidae.
AUCAUUCUCUGCAGCGCCGGAAGAUUAACAAGAGUUUCAAGCGUUUUGCCACGAAAAACCUGAUUAUCUCAACUAGAGUUUAUCGAUAAAGUAAAUUAUUCCAGUGCUAUGAAUUGGGAUAACUUUGUUGUGCAGAAUUGUCCACCGAGUAUCUACUAUGUGCCCGAAUUCAUCACAAAGGAGGAAGAAUGUUCCAUUAUGCAAGCAAUUGCCAAAACGCCCAAACCCCGGUGGACACAGCUGUCCAAUCGCAGGUUGAUAAACUACGGUGGUGUGCCCCAUCCGAAGGGCAUGAUAGCCGAAGACAUUCCGGCCUGGUUGAACCAUUACGUCGAUCGUAUCAACCAGCUGAAUGUGUACGAAGAAGGAAUCAAAGCUAACCACGUCCUGAUCAACGAAUAUCUUCCGGGACAGGGUAUAAUGCCCCAUCUGGAUGGGCCCCUAUUCUAUCCUACCAUCACUACUAUUUCGUGUGGGUCGCAUACGGUGCUAGAGUAUUACGACCAAAUCGAUGGAAGCGUUUCCGAUAGUAGCGGCUCGAUAGUUCGCCAUCAUACGGCAAGCAUUUUGCUAGAACCGCGAAGUUUACUAGUGGUUAAAGACGAUAUGUAUCACAAAUAUCUUCACUCGAUAGCAGCGCUGGAGCAGGAUGUGAUUGAUGAUAUGGUAGUGAAUAUGUCGAAGAUGAGCAAUUUGAGUGUAGGAGCCGUAUUGCAACGAGCGAAAAGGAUAUCGUUAACAAUUCGUCACGUGCCAAAAACUAGUAAAAUGAAAAUAAAAAUAUUCUAGCAAUGCUUCAAAGUAAUUUUACCAAAAGCCAUCCACACUGAUGGAACUUUGGAAAAGAAGAAAAAUUGUUUGGAAAAGUAGU